AUGGUCCCCAAUAUUGCCAUCAAAGCCUUGUUCAUGCGCUGUCCAGUAGGUAGGACGGAUGUCCGAGAAAACAAUGAACAGAGUUGUUACAAUGCAUUGGUCAAGGUGCUCGUGCCUAGCCAUCUUUAUGCUGGAAAAGGAAAUAUUUAUAGUAUAACCCGUUCUGCGGAAGCAUCCAUGAGAGGGAAAUCUCGUAAGAGACAACUGAAGGACCCCCAACGGAAGUCCGUCUAUGGAGGUCAAGUGCCUCGAGCCUACGCAGCAUCCUUUCCUAUAUCCUAUCCUAAAGAGGCGUUGAACUGUUCGACAUAUACAUCCCCAGGAAACAACGAAAUUGAGGAUGAGGCGACCGACACUCGCUCGGAAAGGAAUACAUACGUUCAAGGAAGAGUCGACGGAAAGACUGAAAUUUCACUGGUAGAUGGCUUGGAGGAAGAGAUACGUUGUUUGGAUAUUACCUUCGAGAGCCAUCCCAUAGAUGGCGGCAUCGAAGAAGCAUAUAUACAGGGAGAAGCCUUGACACCCCCCGAAAUCAAGUUCUCCGAAGACGGUGAUAUGGACGAUAACUACUGGACUUGGGACCAGGAUGCUCAAAGAUUCCGACACUGGGAUGCGGAACUUGGAGAGUGGUUGUACUUUCCUGAGAGGUUUGAUUGA
Messenger RNA from Fusarium redolens, 657 nucleotides. RefSeq lists its product as uncharacterized. Bases 1 to 657 code for a protein of 218 amino acids. The record is from RefSeq and is a predicted model, not a curated record. The transcript has 2 exons. NCBI's taxonomy places the organism in Eukaryota, Fungi, Ascomycota, Sordariomycetes, Hypocreales, Nectriaceae.